AUGACGGAGCUGGUUGUCGCAGCACUGGGUUCUUUCGGGCGGUACUACAUUUGCUGGAAGACACAAUCUGGGGAGUAUAGGCAAGAAAGCUCCGGCCUUCCCGCUCCCUUACAAGAAUGGCUCUUCCCCAGCGAAGAAGGGCAACAGCGCACGCGCGACUUCGCGACGCUGCAAGUAGUCCUCGGCCACGGCGACGACUUCUUCGCCGCCGACCGCGACGGCAAGAUCGAGCGCAAAGCCGCAUCAUCAUCCGCAGCGUCGACGCCAGACCGCACGGCCUCGCCGCAACCCAACAACGACCGCCAAUACCUCUCCCCCUCGCCCAUGAGCAACAGACCGCUGGACCGCGCCGCACGACGCAGGUCUCGAACCAUGUCGCUGAUCGGCCCGCCCGCCUCCAGCUUCCGCCUCAGCCAGGCGGUCAGUCCGAUCAGCGAGUUCCCUGGCGAUCCCAGCCGUGGUGGUCAUGGCGCUCGCGGCAGCAGCAUCAGCAUGAGCAGCAUCGGCGCCGGGCAGAGGUUGAGUGGCAGCGGCGUGAAGGCGGUGGCGAGGCCCUUGGCUGUCGCCCGGACGAAUGCGGACUGGCGGACGCGGCCGAGGACUAUCGCGCUUGGCGAGGAGCAGCUGCGUAUACCUGAAGGGGGGCUGCGUGCGAGGGAGCAGGUGCCGCUCAGAGCGAGGGGUGCGUCGUCGCCGCCGCAGCCGCCGCUGGGGAUGGGGAGGGGAGAGGUGGGAGGAGGGGGAGGAGGAAGUGGAGGAGGAGGGGCAGCGUGCUGCCAGUGCGGGUGCCACGCCACUGCACAGACAUCUUCUUCUUCUGCUGCUGCUGCUAUGCAAACUACAACCGGUGUGAGAGAGCAGCGACCGAGCUAUGCGACUGCGAGCGUGCAGGCAAAGGUGGAGCCUGCCGAUCCGCCGCCGCCACCACCACCACGGCCGAAAUACGUCGACACCGCCGUCCAGACGGACCCGCCUCCUCGGGUACGUCGGUCACCGUCCUCGUCGUCGCGCAAGCGGCACUCCGUCACCUCUUCCUACUCCGACACAGGCACCUUCCCGUCUUCCAAUUAUUCUUCCUACCUGUCUAGUACGAGCAGUAGGCGCUCUAGCGCUGCGGCGACGGAUAUCACAACGCCGUCGACGUAUGAGGGCGGUGCGCCAUCAGGAAAUCCGGUUCUAAUGGGGAAGAUGCAGGAUUACUUCAGGAGCACUGGUUAUCAGCUGGGCGACGCACUGCGACCGACGCAGUAUGGGGUGGGCUACGGGGUUGGGUAUGGAGGGAUUGAAACCGGGUGGUUCAGCGCCUGGUAG
Messenger RNA from Lasiodiplodia theobromae, 1311 nucleotides. RefSeq lists its product as uncharacterized. NCBI's taxonomy places the organism in Eukaryota, Fungi, Ascomycota, Dothideomycetes, Botryosphaeriales, Botryosphaeriaceae. The transcript is spliced from 2 exons. The record is from RefSeq and is a predicted model, not a curated record. The coding region runs from base 1 to 1311 and encodes 436 amino acids.